Messenger RNA from Arabidopsis lyrata subsp. lyrata, 1301 nucleotides. RefSeq names its product protein MARD1. The record is from RefSeq and is a predicted model, not a curated record. Lineage: Eukaryota; Viridiplantae; Streptophyta; Magnoliopsida; Brassicales; Brassicaceae. The coding region runs from base 210 to 1010 and encodes 266 amino acids. The transcript has 2 exons.
AUAGGAGUGUGAGGGAUAGACCCCAUUAAGACCAGAAGCAGUCAGAAUUUUCCAAUAAUUGUACCAGUUCUUCUCUCUAUUCUUCUCACUCUCUCUAUCUCUCUUUCAUUUUAGAUAUUUUCUCUUACGAACACACUCAAAUCCUCAUUGCUUUCCUCUCUCCAUGGAAGCUACUGAGUUAUGAUCCUUACCCUCACCUGUCUUUAACUAUGCUUAGAAACAAACCUAGAGCUGCCGUGACCAAGAAACAAACAUCUCUAUUAAUGGCUGAUCAACCCCCAUCUUCAAAGCCUAGCACUUGCCACUGCUCAUCAUCUCUCUUUUGCUCUCCAAAGUUUAGGUUUUUCACUUCAAAGAUGAUGAGUACUCCUUUUGACUCUGAUUUCUCCCUCGUCAGCCCUACGUCAAUCCUCGAAGCUAACCCAUCCAUCUUCUCCUCCAAAAUCCCUAAACCCGUUUCCUAUUUCGAGCCCACUAUCCCUAAUCCCCAACGUUUUCACACAGCAGACGUCUUUGGCCUCGCCGAUCUCGUCAAGUACGCAGACAGUAACAGAGACCACUCGAGGAAACCUGUCAACAAGAUGGUCCUUUUCGGGUCGAAGCUCAGAGUCCAGAUCCCAUCAGCUGAUUUUGGAACUAAAACCGGCAUGAGAUAUCCUGGUCAUGGACAGGGACAACUCAGUCCUUGUGUCCAAACGAAGGUCUUAGCCGUGAGCGAGAUUGACCACACGGAGGACUACACGCGCGUCAUAUCCCACGGUCCAAACCCAACCAUCACUCAUAUCUUCGACAACUCUGUUUUCGUGGAGGCUACUCCUUUUUGCUCUGUUCCUUUACACCCACCACCAGCUAUGGAGACCAAGCGCACGGAUAGUUUUCUAAGCUAUUGCUACACCUGCAAGAAGAAUCUUGACCAGAAACAGGACAUCUAUAUAUACAGAGGAGAGAAAGGUUUUUGCAGCAGCGAGUGCAGGUACCAGGAGAUGCUUCUUGAUCAAAUGGAGACCUAGCGCUCUUUUCUUCUUUCUUUUUUUUUUUUUUGCUAUAUUGAUUUUGUCACAGCAUCAUCUACUUUUGUAUUAUUCUUUUAGUUCUCUGCUUCUUCUGCAUCUCUUUUUUUUUUUUUUUUUUUAUUUUGGUGGGGGUAUUUGUAUUUCUAGUCAUAACCUUUCUCGCCUGCAGAUAUGUGAAAGAUAGAGAGAGAGUUGAUAACUUUUUUUUUCUUUGUGUCAUGAGAGUGAGGGACUUGGAGGGCUGAAUAAUAUCAUAAAUUUGCAGAUUACUACGAUCUGAAUCAAAAA